CGCGGUAAGCCGCAUCUAUGUUAUUCCCAUUAAGUGCAUAUUUUGUGCGCUAAAGGACUUUUCUCAGUUUAAAUUGGCUCAUUGUUUUAUUUGAGGUGGUCACGUGUCAAAAACUGCAAUUAUAAAAUGACAAGCAAACCUAAUUCUAAGCGCACAAUUUAUGUCGGUGGCUUGUCGGAGGAAGUAAAUGACAAAAUUCUUAACGCCGCGUUUGUGCCCUUUGGAGAGCUUGUUGAUGUCCAAAUACCCCUGGAUUAUGAAACUGAGAAGCACAGAGGUUUUGCGUUCAUUGAAUUUGAGAACGCUGAGGAUGCUUUGGCUGCCAUCGAUAACAUGAAUGAUUCAGAGCUGUUUGGACGCACAGUUCGUGUAAAUAUAGCUGCACCACAGCGCAUAAAAGAAGGCUCAACUCGCCCUGUCUGGUCGGAAGACACAUGGCUCCAAAAACAUGCUGGUGAAACAUUGCCUUUAGCCAAAGAUGGUGCAGAAGAUGAAGCGAAAGAGGUGUCUGUAUCUCAGGCUAACAUAAUACCGACCAAACCUGCAGAGAAGAGGAAUCCUCAAGUAUAUUUUGACAUGAGUGUCUCAAAGCAGGAACUUGGACGGAUAAUUAUAAUGCUACGAGCUGAUGUUGUGCCCAAAACUGCCGAGAACUUUAGAGCUUUGUGUACGCACGAGAAAGGAUUUGGGUACCAAGGCAGCAGUUUCCAUCGAAUAAUACCCGAUUUUAUGUGUCAAGGUGGAGAUUUCACGAAUCACAAUGGCACUGGUGGAAAAUCUAUUUAUGGGAGAAAAUUUGAUGACGAAAACUUUACACUGAAGCAUUCAGGAGCUGGCGUGCUCAGUAUGGCUAAUUCUGGUCCCAACUCCAAUGGGUCUCAGUUUUUCCUCUGCACUGCAAAAACUGAUUGGCUAGACGGAAAGCACGUAGUGUUUGGGCACGUCAUAUCCGGAUUGGAUGUAUUAAAGAAAAUAGAAAGAUAUGGCAGUAAAAGUGGGACAGUUUCUGCCAAAGUAGUAAUAAGCAAUUGUGGCGAAUUACAGUAAUU
Cydia strobilella is the source of this 1049-nucleotide messenger RNA. RefSeq names its product peptidyl-prolyl cis-trans isomerase (gene cyp33). The transcript has 5 exons. Gene Ontology annotation, molecular function: peptidyl-prolyl cis-trans isomerase activity; RNA binding. The record is from RefSeq and is a predicted model, not a curated record. The coding region runs from base 127 to 1047 and encodes 306 amino acids. Gene Ontology annotation, biological process: protein peptidyl-prolyl isomerization; protein folding. Lineage: Eukaryota; Metazoa; Arthropoda; Insecta; Lepidoptera; Tortricidae. Gene Ontology annotation, cellular component: intracellular membrane-bounded organelle.